Messenger RNA from Phytophthora sojae, 591 nucleotides. RefSeq lists its product as hypothetical. Bases 1 to 591 code for a protein of 196 amino acids. The record is from RefSeq and is a predicted model, not a curated record. NCBI's taxonomy places the organism in Eukaryota, Oomycota, Peronosporomycetes, Peronosporales, Peronosporaceae. The transcript is spliced from 2 exons.
AUGAACGGCCAGUACCUGUUCGACCCCAUCACCGGCUACUCCAGGUGCGGACGGCUUCAACUACGACAUAGAGAGGCCACGACGCAGCUGGAGAAGCAGGGCGUGUGCGAGGACCUGGACGCCAAGACGCUCGCGCUCAGCCCCUUCGGCACCCAGAUGCAGUUCAAGGACACCGCUGCAUGCCACAAGCUCGUGUGGAACUUCCACUGCCUCUCGUGGGUGGCCACCACCUUCCAGCGACACGUGAACGGCACGCGUGUGAGCUGUGCAAGCACUGGCGCCUCCGCGACGGUGCCGCUGCCUCCGUGCCGUUCGCUGUGCGUGGAGGUGGCCGACAAGUGUGUGUACUCACACUUCUACCGCCUCUACCUCGACGAGGUGUGCGGCAACAUCGACUGCUUGACUGAGAUCGAGGAGAUCAAAGCCAUUAGAUCGACCAACAACCCGAACGUGGCGGAGACGACGUGCGUGUCGGGCAGCUGGGUUUAUGCCGAGAACAAGACGUUUUCGCGCUGCUCGACGCGUGCGUACGAUCCUUUGCAGUGCGCAGCAUUGUUUGCGUGGUCUGUGGGAGGGCUACGAAAGCUCUAA